AUGCCGACUUGCAUUGCGCCUGGCGACUACCUCAUGCGCGUCGAGCUCCUUGCGUUGCACAGUGCUUCGAAGCAAGGCGAAGCCCAGUUCUACAGGGAGUGCGCACAGAUUCUACGGAACAUGAAGAAUCGCUCGGGUGAGAUUCACAAGGAAGAUCCGACGCCGGAGGGUUGUGACAAUCUGAUCAGGCAUUCCAGACUUCCCAGUACCCAAUCACUAGAGAAUAUCUCGCUGGCCUUCGACAUCUCCUUGGAUGACUUCUAUUUCCUCCACCCUCAAGUCGAUGACAAGUGCUCUAACUUGUGGCUGGAGACGUCCUGUUGCGUCCGACUUAUCGGCAACGUGGCCACGUACUCUGGCUUUCCAACGCCAACGCCAGGCACUGUCUACCCUCAGCCAUCGCCAACGCCGACAUCUGCGCCUCCACUAAUUGUGACAGACCAUCUAUGGUCGACCGCAGCAGGCACGCUGAACGACUCAUGGAACCCAAGCUUUUCGGCAGAUAAUUGCGUGUCUCAGGAGGGUAAGAGCUACUGCAUCCUGAGAUGUGACGGCCGUUAG
Messenger RNA from Dothidotthia symphoricarpi CBS 119687, 561 nucleotides. RefSeq names its product lytic polysaccharide monooxygenase. NCBI's taxonomy places the organism in Eukaryota, Fungi, Ascomycota, Dothideomycetes, Pleosporales, Dothidotthiaceae. The coding region runs from base 1 to 561 and encodes 186 amino acids. The record is from RefSeq and is a predicted model, not a curated record. The transcript is spliced from 6 exons.